AUGGAAUCUUACUCUCAUUUAUGUCUUCUACUUGAUCCAUAAUCCAAAAGUUGCCUACUUUCAGCCUUGCUACGCAAUAAUAAUAUUUCAAGUUUGGACAUUAUCAAUUAACAGAAAUUUGUGAAAUAUUAGAGUAUGAUUAGCGAAUAAAGUAAGGGGGCGAAAACAGAAAAUGUAUUUGCACCUUUUGGCGUUUUAUUUAUUAUGUUGUUGUCCGUCAAAAUUCUAGUAAUGAGAGUGAGAUAUGGUAAAGGCUGCGUCCUAUUUAGCCGCCUUGCCCCUUCCCUAGUGCCACCAUAAGUACACCCUCUCCACUUUCCAUUCCACACAAAUUACUCUCUCUCUCUCUCUGUGUCUACCAAAAAUGGCGCCAGUGAAGAAGAAGAUGCUCUGCAUGGCCACCAUCCUCUGCUUUCUCGCAUCCGCCCGCGCCAGGAUCCCGGGCGUCUACCGCGGAACCACCUGGAAAACCGCCCACGCGACAUUCUACGGCGGCAGCGACGCCUCCGGAACCAUGGGUGGCGCAUGCGGGUACGGAAACCUAUACAGCCAAGGUUACGGCGUGAACACGGCGGCACUGAGCACCGCGCUGUUCGGCAACGGCAUGAGCUGCGGGUCGUGCUUCGAGAUCAAGUGCGACGCGGCGCAGGUCGCCCAGUGGUGCAACCCGGGCAACCCCUCCAUACUGGUCACCGCCACCAAUUUCUGCCCGCCCAACUACGCCCUCCCCAACGACAACGGCGGCUGGUGCAACCCACCCCGCCCCCAUUUCGACCUCGCCAUGCCCAUGUUCCUCCGAAUCGCUAAAUACCGCGCCGGCAUUGUCCCCGUCCACUUCCGCCGCGUGGCGUGCGUAAAGAAAGGAGGAAUCAGAUUCACGCUCAACGGUUUCCGUUACUUCAACCUGGUGCUGAUCAGCAACGUCGCGGGUGCAGGGGAUAUAGUGCGCGCGAGCAUCAAAGGAGCCAAGACGCAGUGGAUGCCACUCAGUCGAAACUGGGGGCAAAAUUGGCAAUCAAACGCGGUCUUGGUGGGGCAGGCCCUUUCCUUCAGAGUUACGGGCAGUGACCGUCGCACUUCAACUGCCUGGAACGUGGCACCAUCUAAUUGGCAGUUCGGCCAGACGUUCACGGGCAAAAACUUCAGGAUCUGAGAUGUUCAAAAUUAGACCGCGAAAAUAGCUGCUACUCCUACUCCUAUAAAAUAGCAAAAUUAGUUUGAUGCUAUCUAUAAUUUCUAAGUUUCUAUGUUAGUGUUCGUUUAUCCACUAAUUAGGACUCUUAACUAAUGGAGAAGAAGCUGAAGCGGCUGCAGCAGCCCGCAGCUUCAACUUAUUACUUUUCUCUAUUAUCAUCAUUUCUUUUUCGGUUUA
Messenger RNA from Salvia splendens (bonfire salvia), 1372 nucleotides. Its product is annotated as expansin-A4-like. The transcript has 3 exons. Gene Ontology annotation, cellular component: extracellular region. NCBI's taxonomy places the organism in Eukaryota, Viridiplantae, Streptophyta, Magnoliopsida, Lamiales, Lamiaceae. The coding region runs from base 365 to 1153 and encodes 262 amino acids. Gene Ontology annotation, biological process: plant-type cell wall organization. The record is from RefSeq and is a predicted model, not a curated record.